AUGCUGUCUGUCCUCGCGAUAGCCGCCGCGCUCAACGUGCCGCUCCGGCAGGCGGUCGUCCCGCGCGCCGCGCACCCGCUUGCGCGAGCCGCUGGCGUGAUGCAGACUGAUAACAUAGCGACCGGCGCGGUCCCUGUCUCCAUCUCGACCACCGGCUUCAACUCGCGAUGCAUCUCGGCGAGCAUCGUGGUGAGCGCUCCGCCAGAGGCGGUGUGGGCGAUCUUGACCGACUACGACAACCUGUCGACGCACGAGGGAGCGCAGCGCAUCGUCGGCUUCGACUUUCGCGCGUCGCUGACAAUGGAUAUGACGGCGAUGUUUGGCGCCUUCGAGGGCGAGUGGCGCGUGCAGCCGUAUUCGCGCACGCGCGCGCGAGGCGGCAGCAGCGACGCCUUGGAGUACACGACAAGGCUCUCGUACAAGGUCGACAUCACGCCGCGGGGCUUGGUGCCAGUGCCGGCGCUCGAAUGGAGGAUCCGCGAGGAUGUGCCCCUCAAUCUGAGGGCGGUGCGCGCGGCGGCGGAGAAGCUGCACGCGCGGCGGCAACGGGGCGAGAGCUGA
Molecule: messenger RNA, 561 nt
Organism: Emiliania huxleyi CCMP1516
Lineage: Eukaryota; Haptophyta; Isochrysidales; Noelaerhabdaceae
Exons: 5
Coding region: 1-561 (186 amino acids)
Source: RefSeq, a predicted model, not a curated record